GAUAGGUAUUUAUUUUUAAUAAGAAACCAUUUUAAACUCGAUUCGUUGGCGAACAUGAACAGAGCAGACGCAGACGAGCAAAAUGACUGAAACAGGAUGGAUUUGGUUAUCUUUAAUUCUGGUGCUUCAGUUUGCAGAUUUUCAUUCAGCAACUUCUAAAACAAUAAAUCACGACUCAUCUGAAUUAACCAAGACAACUCCAAUCAAGACAACUCCAACCAAGACAACUCCAACCAAGACAACUCCAACCAAGACAACUCCAACCAGCAACGCCUCUACUACAACUGCUUCACAAUCCAGGAACAUUAAAGGUCAGCUAUUACGUUACAUCAUUAUUUUGUUUGUCGCAGCAGCUUUUAUCAUAACUGCUGUGGGGGUCAUCAAUCUGAAGAAAACAAGAGAAACUAAGCAAAUGAAGAAAGGCAAAACUAACGAUCCUGAGGAAACCGUCUGCUAUGCCUCCAUCAGCCACUCCAACAAGACCGAACCCGAAGCCCAGGCUGAUGGUGAUGAUGACGAUGAAAAUGUUCCUGUGAUCUACAGCACAGUUGCACCUGGCCCUUCCUCCUCUACAAUAUGCUCUGAUCCAAACUGCCUCUAUGCCAAAGUUAACUAUCAAUUAAAAUGAAAACAAUUAAGGUCAUAUAUUGUUUUUCAUUCAUGCUCUUCUGGUAACUGUAUAUACCAAGUUUAUAAUUCUACAUGCACAUCGCUCACAUUGCUACGUGUGUUUCAAGUUUACUGUAACUUCCUGAUCUGGCAGGCGUGACAUUUAUUUUUUUUCAAUAAAGUUUCUCAUGUCAAACAAAAC
This is a messenger RNA of Gambusia affinis (western mosquitofish), 811 nucleotides long. Its product is annotated as integumentary mucin C.1-like. The transcript is spliced from 6 exons. The record is from RefSeq and is a predicted model, not a curated record. Lineage: Eukaryota; Metazoa; Chordata; Actinopteri; Cyprinodontiformes; Poeciliidae. Bases 83 to 628 code for a protein of 181 amino acids.